Molecule: messenger RNA, 881 nt
Organism: Solenopsis invicta (red fire ant)
Lineage: Eukaryota; Metazoa; Arthropoda; Insecta; Hymenoptera; Formicidae
Exons: 2
Coding region: 80-769 (229 amino acids)
Source: RefSeq, a predicted model, not a curated record
GCUUUGAAUAUACAAGUAUAUAAACCCACAGCAAUUUCUUAAUACGAGAAAGUCAUUGUACUUAUCCACAGCUACCAAGAUGAAGUACAUAACAGCACUGUUUGCCAUUUUGGCCAUUAUCGGCCUGGGACAAGCUUAUGCGUUUCCGGACAAUCCUCAUUUCGGCUAUCCUCAGGAACGUACGUUAAUGGAUGAAUUGAUGGACUUUGUAAAUAUUCUUCCAAUGGACCUGGUUACGGACAUAGUAAUCAAGUAUGCGAGAACAGAUGAAAAGGUACAAGGCGCUAUGCAGUACUUGGUCAAACCGGAAUUUCAUGCCCUUCUACGCGAGACCGAAGCUCUUCCAGAAUAUCAAGCUUUAGUAGUUUAUCUGGAGAAAACUGGAUUGCCUGUUAUCGAUGCUAUCAAACAACUCCACAAGGCUAUUGGCAUGGAAGAUUAUGUGCCACCCAAAGUUGAGAGCAUUAUCGAAUCUGAGAUUGGAAUACAGAAAAUUGGUGAUGGAAUGAAAGGAAUGCUCGAGGAUCUUUAUAAUGUAUUACCUAUGGAUAAAAUUGAAGCUCUUUACAACGAAAAGUUGCAGACUUCCAAAAUUUUCGCCGAUUUUAUUGCGAAGAUAACGUCUCAGGAAAUGCAGAAAUUGGUCACUGAUCUAUAUAAACAUGAAACUUAUAAUAAUUUCGUCAUGAAGAGUAGAGAAAACGGGUUAGAAUUCCAGGAACUGACGAAAUUUAUUAGUAGUAUAUUUGGCAUCAAGUUCCCGUAUUAAAAUUGUCAUAUGUCAUAUUUUCAAUACAUUUUUCAAGCAUGUAUUUUUCUAAUUUACAUCGUUUUAUAUCGAAAUAAAAUUAAUCAUGUAGAAAUAAAAUCAAAGAAUUCUU